AUGGCUCCUGUUUCAAGCACCCUUCGCCAGCUCGCAGUGCUUGGCGCCUGUCCGGCUUUCCCACCUGGCAACCCCGUCCCAUUGAUCAAGACGCAGGGCAACCGUCCCAAGGGCGACUUCAAUGCAGUCGAUAUGAUCCUCGCCAACAAUUCCAACGAGGACUCCAAGGGCCAUGCCAGCCGGCAGCGCUUUGUUGCCAAGAUCCUGCCGGGCGUCGAGAGGCCGGGUCUGAGCUUCCGUGUCAUGCUGCAACGCCGCAUCGGGGACUUCCUCGACCUCGGCGACUAUAUGUCGGUCGUCUGCGUCAGCAGCGGCACUCACACACUCCGAGCUGCCCUUAAAGGUAUCCGCGCUGCCGUCGGCGCAGCUAGCGACCGAAACGAGAUCAUCGUGACUCAGACUACGGUUGGGGCGACUGUCGAAGCCGUGCUCGCCGAGAAGCUCGUCCCGGUCUUUGUCGGUGUCGACCCGAAGUCAUGGCCUCCGUCGCCCGAACUCGCCGAACAGUCCGUCUCGGAGAAGACGGCAGCUAUUAUCACGGUUGACUGGCUUGGCACUCAAUGCAACCUCCGACCCUUCCGCAAGCUGGCCGACAAGCACGGCAUCCAGCCGACCCCGGACAGCGCCCAGAGCUCCGGUGCCACCAACGGUAAGCCGCCCUCGGUCGGCCUGGCUGAUUCCACCAUCUGCAGCCUGGGCUACCCCAAAGUUCUCACCGGGGGAGGAUCGGGCGGCCUCAUCGUGUGCCCCGAAUCUCUGGCUGCCCUGCUGGAGAACGAUCCCACCGGCGUCCUACGCCAUGAGGUGUUGCCUGAGAUCAACGCCUGCCUGUGUCUUCGCGCACUGGAGACACUCCCCACGGCUCUUGAGAUGCGUGGAGCCGCCGGAAAGCUGUACCGCCAGCUCCUCGCCGGCAUUCAUGGCAUCACCUUCCAGCAGAUCCCAGCCGGUCUGGGAACGAACCACUACCAAGUAAGCUUCACGGUCGACGCCAAGGCCUUCGGACUCAACGCGAGGGAUCUCUGCUGGGCUCUCAAAGCCGAGAACGUCCACUGCAGCGCAGACAGGAUGCCAUGUGUUGCUGCCAACAAGAAGUUUGCGGCCCAGGGGAGGGUUGAAGGAGAUCUCGAGCACAGCCGACUGCUAGCGGCGACUUCCGUCACCCUACCCAUCUCUAAUGUCAUCAGCCUCGAUACUGUCAAGACGAUCUGCCGCCUGUUCAAGCUCAUCCACAAGAGGGCGCAAGACGUCCUCGAGGCAAAGCAGAAUCCCGAGAAAACGCCAUCACCCCCCAGCGAGGCCGCCGGCGUCAUCGAUAUCGAGUCGAAGUACCGCAAGCACUUGGUGGUGGCCGUUCUGGGUGACGCCAGCGGGCACUCGAAGGUUCUCAUCCCGGGCGACUAUUUGUGCCAGCGCAACAUUUCGAUGGCUGAGUUCCUCGAGAGAUUCGUGUUGCAACCGCAGUGGAGCCUGGACGAACCUGUCUUCGAGGACCUUCGAGUGGAUGCGAUCAUCGGUUCGGGCACAGUGGUCGUUCUCGAGCAGCGCAGCAGCGGACAGCCCUCUGGCACCGGCAACCCUCUGGAUGAGAGCGAGUGCCGAUGGCUGACGGCCGGUUGGUGCGCGAGCCAGGCCGUGAAGAAGACGGGCAUGUUCGUACAGCAUACACAAGUCACUGAUAGCGGCAAGGACGUCACCCUUGAGCUGCCAUACAUCCCGAGCCACUCCUUCGGGGAGCUGAUUUUCGCCAACGCGGGCGAUGGGCCGGUGGUGGGCGCCUUGGUCGCCAUGCUGGCGCGGACGGCCACCUCUGUUUGGACCGAGGGUCAAGAAGAGGCCGACCCCGACUUCAUUGAGAAGGCGCACUUUGAGCGGAUGAGGAGGCGGCUCAAGAUCGCCCGCGCGCAAGACGGGAUGCUCGACAAGAUCCUGAAGCAGAAGACCGUCAGGCUGAAUGGCAAGGAGCUGGCUGGGUUCGAAACGGUCAUGAAGUGGCUGGAGCAGCACCCCCUGCUGGACAAGAUUGGGCCCGAGGUCCUGACCGAGAUCCAUGGCGACUUGAACAUCCACAAUAUCCUCAGCCGGCUGGACCCUGACGACGAGGACUUGGCGCUCAUCGAUCCUCGCGGUGUUCCGCUACUGGGCGGGGAUGCGGACCUGAAGUUUGAGCCCGGCGACUGCUGCUACGACGUCUCCAAGCUGCUCUUCUCCCUGACUGGCUUCUCGGAGAUCAGGAAGCGGUGUUUUGAAUACUCAUCCGACGGUGACUCCCACGAACUUAAGAUCUUGCGGCACCCUGGCUCAGACACUAUGAACGGUACCGCUGCCCGGCUCAUCCCAGCGAUCGCAGCCAACAAAGAGAUGAGGGAGUGGAUUAACAAAGUCGAGAAGGGCGGCAUCCGAUCUUUUGAGCUGAGGGUGAGGGUUGGCGAGGCGGCACACUUCAUUGCGGAUUGCGCUUGCGCCUUGGGCCGGGACGCCCGCUGGGAAAUCGUUCCUCUGUUCUUGGUGGGGCUUGAGAAGCUGAACGAGGCUGUCGCCCUCUUGGACCGAGAGGGGCCGCUUUCCGCCGACAGCCCGGCAUCGUCACCUCAGUUCCCGCCCAUGCCUGAGAGCCCAGACUUUGGAGCGGUGACGAUCCAGCAGACAUUGUUCAAAUCCCACACAUCGAACGAGGGCCUGCCCUAUGAGGUGCUGGAAGUCUCCGUCAAGGCCGAGUCGGCCUCCACCACCCUAAAGCAGCUCCGUGAGAUGGUCGGAGUCUACUUCCCUGAGGACACGGGAGUCUACCUCUCAACGGACCCGGUCGAUCCAUCCGAGGUUCCCGAGCACUUUCCCUUAGUGCUAAUCCACCCAUUCAACGGCGUGAGAGGCCAGACCCACAUGCUGGCGGCGGCAGCACGCAGAACCACGGCGUUCUUGAGAGACAUCGGGACAGCUCAGAACAUCAUUGAGGGCCUGAAGCCACCCCGUGGCUGGAGCCGGACGGCCAGCCCCACACUGGCGCCACAGGCAUCACAACGGGAACCUCAGGCAUCCAGGGCACGGGCCUUGGGGCCACAGGACUUAGGCGGCUUGACCGAGGCAAUGAAGGGAUUGCGAGGUCAAGCUGAAGUUGUUGUAUCUAGCCUAUAG
Gaeumannomyces tritici R3-111a-1 is the source of this 3135-nucleotide messenger RNA. RefSeq lists its product as hypothetical. The transcript has 2 exons. The coding region runs from base 1 to 3135 and encodes 1044 amino acids. The record is from RefSeq and is a predicted model, not a curated record. Gene Ontology annotation, biological process: polysaccharide biosynthetic process. NCBI's taxonomy places the organism in Eukaryota, Fungi, Ascomycota, Sordariomycetes, Magnaporthales, Magnaporthaceae. Gene Ontology annotation, molecular function: transaminase activity; pyridoxal phosphate binding.